Oldenlandia corymbosa var. corymbosa is the source of this 3282-nucleotide messenger RNA. The record is from the annotation of a GenBank genome assembly. NCBI's taxonomy places the organism in Eukaryota, Viridiplantae, Streptophyta, Magnoliopsida, Gentianales, Rubiaceae.
AUGAAGAAGUUCUUUCAUACAAAAGAAAAAAACAGAAAAAAAAAAAAAAAGAGAAGAAGAACUUCUAAACUAUCUUUUCCUAGCCUUUUUUCUCCUGCGGUGAGCUUUAAAAUGGCAAGCAAAUUGAAUUCGUACCACAGUAAAUAUGGGACAUUGAAGUCAUUGUUGGCAAACAUUGGCAAUCUCACCAGAUCCAAAGCGCAUAAGCGAUGGCGAAUUGCUUACCUAGCAAUAUGCUUUUCUAUGUCUCUGUCAAAAACAGUACUAUCAAGGGCAGGUACCUAUGGAGCAUUUUGGAAGUAUGGCUCCCCUUCUUUCACUAUCAUUGAGGUAGAGCCAAUGAUAGAUUUUCGGCGCCUUGAUCAACAAUUGUUAUCAUCAGAUUUUGCAUUGCCACAGAGGGGUAAUGCAAAUGGCUCUUCCCUUGCCAACAUUGACCAAAACUUGCUCGCAGAACUGGUGAAGAACAAAAACUUGGAAUACUUUGAAAGCUUAGGCAGGGUGGAGGGCCUGGCAAAAACUCUGAAUACAAACUUGGACAACGGAGUCAAAGGUGACGAAAAUGAUAUAAAUGCAAGGCGCGACUUGUUUGGUUCCAACACUUACCAAAAACCACCUCCACUUGGGCUACUUUACUUUAUCAUUGAAGCCUUGAAGGAUACUACCAUUCUCAUCCUCCUUGGCUGUGCAGCGCUUUCACUUGGCUUUGGUAUCAGAGAGAACGGAGCAAAAGAAGGUUGGUACGAAGGCGGCAGCAUCAUUGUGGCUGUCUUUCUUGUUGUGGUAGUUUCCGCGGGCAGCAAUUUUCGUCAAGAAAGACAGUUUGACAAGCUCUCAAAGAUAAGUGACAAUAUCCAAAUUGAUGCUGUCAGAGAUGGAAGGCGCCAAAAGGUUUCCAUUUUCGAUAUUUUGGUGGGAGAUAUCGUCUUCCUCAGCAUAGGAGAUCAAAUUCCAGCAGACGGGGUCUUCAUAGACGGGCACUCCCUCCAGGUUGACGAAUCAAGUAUGACCGGAGAGAGUGAUCAUGUACAAGUUGACUCCACUCAGAAUCCAUUCCUAAUCUCUGGUUCGAAAGUAGCAGAUGGUUAUGGAAGAAUGCUUGUGACAUCGGUAGGAACCAACACUUCAUGGGGAGAAAUGAUGAGCUCCAUCACUCGCAAUUCCAAUGAGCAAACGCCGUUACAAGCACGCCUAAACAAACUAACCUCGUCCAUUGGUAAAGUCGGUCUAGCUGUAGCAUUUAUCGUGCUGAUCGUGCUGCUGGUACGGUAUUUCACUGGAAAUACACAAAAGGAUGGGAAAACAGAAUACCAAGGAUCUAAGACGAAUAUAAACGAUGUAUUCAAUUCCAUUCUGCGUAUUGUUUCGGCUGCAGUCACUAUUGUAGUGGUUGCGAUUCCUGAGGGGCUCCCGCUGGCUGUAACACUAACACUGGCUUACUCAAUGAAAAGAAUGAUGGCUGAUCAGGCAAUGGUCCGAAAGCUUUCAGCUUGCGAGACCAUGGGAUCAGCAACAGUAAUAUGUACCGAUAAAACGGGAACAUUAACAUUGAAUCAGAUGAAAGUAACCAAGUUUUGGUUCGGGGACGAACACAUUGCAGAAAGGUACAAGGACCUGAUUCAUGAAGAUGUCCUUGAAAUGUUAUACCUAGCCAUUGGUUUGAAUACCACAGCUAGCAUCUACAAAUCUGAAUCAGGAUCCGGCGUACCCGAGUUUACAGGUAGCCCAACUGAGAAGGCAAUCUUAUCAUGGGCUGUCCAGGACUUGAGCAUGGAUAUGGACAAAGUUAAAAGAAAUUACUCAAUCAUUCACGUCGACACCUUCAAUUCAGAGAAAAAAAGGAGUGGGGUAUUAAUACGGAGGAAGGCUGAUAAUACUCAUCAAGUACACUGGAAAGGAGCAGCGGAGAUUCUAUUAGCCCUGUGCUCAAGUUAUUAUCAAAGCAAUGGAGACCUGAAGCCAAUCAAUGAAGAACAAAGAACACAAUUCAAGAAGAUUAUUGAAGGAAUGGCAGCAAGCAGCCUCCGAUGCAUUGCAUUCGCUCAUAAACAGAUUACAGAUGCAGAAAUGCAACAAAAUGAAAACCCGAAAAGGCUAAAAGAAGAUGACUUGACCUUACUUGGAAUAGUUGGCAUCAAGGAUCCAUGCAGACCAGGGGCAAGGAAGGCCAUUGAAACUUGCAGGGCUGCUGGAGUAGACAUCAAAAUGAUCACAGGAGAUAACGUCUUCACCGCGAAAGCAAUCGCCACAGAAUGCAGAAUCCUGGAGCCUAAUCAUCAUCAUCAUCAGCAACAACAACAAAACAGCUGGGAAGUUAUCGAAGGCGUCCAAUUCAGAAACUGCACAGAAGAAGAGAGAAUGCUGAGAAUCGACGAAAUCCGGGUCAUGGCGAGAUCAUCCCCAUUCGACAAGCUCUUAAUGGUACAAUGCCUAAAACAAAAAGGCCAUGUCGUGGCAGUCACCGGGGACGGCACAAACGACGCCCCUGCCCUCAAAGAAGCUGAUAUCGGACUUUCCAUGGGGAUUCAGGGCACCGAAGUCGCGAAAGAGAGCUCCGACAUAGUCAUCCUGGACGACGAUUUCGCCUCCGUAGCCACAGUCCUGAAAUGGGGUCGAUCCGUUUACAACAACAUCCAGAAAUUCAUUCAAUUCCAGCUCACAGUAAACGUGGCAGCCCUCGCAAUCAACUUCAUCGCCGCGGUUUCUGCCGGAGAAAUUCCCCUGACGGCGGUUCAAUUACUCUGGGUAAACCUGAUUAUGGACACAUUGGGUGCUCUGGCGCUCGCAACAGAGCGGCCAACCAAGGAGCUUAUGGAUAAACCGCCCGUCGGCCGAACCGAACCGCUGAUUACGAAAAUCAUGUGGAGAAAUCUGUUAGCACAAUCAUUGUACCAAAUUAUCAUCCUACUGACACUGCAAUUCAGGGGGAAAUCCAUCCUUAACGUCAAUACAGGGGUGAAAGAUACCAUAAUCUUCAAUACGUUCGUGCUUUGCCAAGUAUUCAAUGAAUUCAAUUCGAGGAAACUGGAGAAGCAAAAUGUGUUCGAGGGUCUUCAUAAAAACCGGCUGUUCGUCGGGAUUGUGACGGUGACGGUCGUGCUUCAGUUCGUGAUGGUUGAAUUUCUGAAGAAAUUUGCGGAUACGGAGAGAUUGAAGUGGAACCAAUGGAUGAUUUGUAUUGGAAUGGCAGCUUUGACUUGGCCGAUUGGAUUCGUGGUGAAGUUGAUACCCGUCACUCCAAAGCCGUAUUUGAAUUUGUUAAGAAGCAUGCGUUCAAGGUGA